UGCUCCCGGCUCCUGUACGGGGGUGCUCCGUCUCUGCAUUUCUUCCAUAAGUAGUAGCCAAGUUGCUCGCCCCCGCCCGUAGUCCUUUGCGCAAAGAGGAAAAAGGGAGCUCCUCCCACCCCCCGACCGACGCCGCCCGCCGCAGAUCUAUUGCAACACCUGUAAGCUUCUCCGCCUCCUGAGUUUCUCUCCCUUCGGCUCGGCUAGCUAGGGUUUCCCUCUACCUAGCUAGCUAGCUAGCUUCCUCUUCCUCCAUCCUACCUCGGUUCUUACUGUUGCUGCAGCAGCGACUGUGGGGAGGGGAGGAGGGGAACAAGGGGGGAAGAUAGGAUGGCGGGGAGGAGGGAGAGGAUUGCGAUACGGAGGAUCGAGAAUCUGGCGGCGAGGCAGGUCACCUUCUCCAAGCGCCGGCGGGGCCUCUUCAAGAAGGCCGAGGAGCUCUCCAUCCUCUGCGACGCCGAGGUCGGCCUCGCCGUCUUCUCCGCCACCGGCAAGCUCUUCCAGUUCGCCAGCUCCAGCAUGAACCAGAUUAUUGAUCGGUAUAACUCUCAUUCCAAGAUACUUAAGAAAGCAGAUGAGCCAUCUCAGCUGGACUUGCAUGAGGACAGCAAUUGUGCAAGACUAAGGGACGAGCUUGCAGAAGCAAGCCUCUGGCUCCAGCAGAUGAGAGGAGAGGAGCUCCAGAGCCUGAACGUCCAGCAGCUUCAGGCUCUAGAGAAGAGCCUCGAGUCCGGGCUCGGCUCUGUUCUGAAAACCAAGAGCCAAAAGAUCAUGGACCAGAUCAGCGAGCUAGAAAGAAAGAGGGUGCAGCUGAUAGAGGAAAACGCAAGGCUAAAGGAGCAACUGCAGGCGUCCAAGAUGGAGAUGCAAGUCGCCGCUGAUUCACCGGUGGUGUACGAGGAAGGACAGUCGUCUGAGUCCGUCACCAACACGUCGUAUCCGCGCCCUCCCCUCGACACCGAGGACAGCUCCGAUACCUCUCUCAGGCUCGGAUUACCACUCUACAACUCGAAGUGAUUGGCUGGAAAUUAUCCGAAGCAAAGUGAUGGUUGGUCGCAACAAGCUCCUGAAUCGAACCGCGCGCUGCAUCGAAUAAACAGUUUGAGUGCGCUGGAUGAUGUGUGUAAUCUAAAAGAAGACUGGCUUCUGUUAUAUAGUAUAGUGUGGCAUAAUAAGAGAACAGGUUCUUUUGAUAUUACCUGCGAGUGCUGUUUUUCCCCGUCCUUGUCCUGUGCUGUAAAGCUUUAGUAGACCCCUGAGUAUCCAGCAGAACUCUGAGUUGCUUCAAUCACUCCUUGCAAGUAAAUCAGCCACUGGCACAGUGGCAUAUUGAUUUCAACAUAAGAAGGGGGAAAAAAUGUAUGUUAUGA
Triticum urartu is the source of this 1370-nucleotide messenger RNA. Its product is annotated as MADS-box transcription factor 47. NCBI's taxonomy places the organism in Eukaryota, Viridiplantae, Streptophyta, Magnoliopsida, Poales, Poaceae. Gene Ontology annotation, cellular component: nucleus. Gene Ontology annotation, biological process: positive regulation of transcription by RNA polymerase II. Gene Ontology annotation, molecular function: DNA-binding transcription factor activity; RNA polymerase II transcription regulatory region sequence-specific DNA binding; protein dimerization activity. The record is from RefSeq and is a predicted model, not a curated record.